This is a messenger RNA of Saccostrea echinata, 562 nucleotides long. RefSeq lists its product as uncharacterized. Bases 52 to 516 code for a protein of 154 amino acids. The record is from RefSeq and is a predicted model, not a curated record. The transcript has 3 exons. Lineage: Eukaryota; Metazoa; Mollusca; Bivalvia; Ostreida; Ostreidae.
ACCUAUGACAUUAUUUUGUUGCCUGUGUGCCAUCAUGACCACUGGUUUCUAAUGGUUGGCUAUCCAAAAUUCGAAACUCUGCUGAUUUUGGAUUCUCUGCCCAAGAAGCAAAGAGAAAAAAAAAUUGCCAAACACUGGAGAUGCUUUAUGGAAACCCGAUUUCAAGCUGAGCCUGCAACUCCUCUAUCAUGGACUCUUGGCCCCAUUAAGUCCUCAGUUCAAAAAGAUGGACAUUCCUGUGGAGUUUUUGUGCUAAUGAAUUCAGCAGCCAUUUUAUCCUACAUCUCCCCCCAAGUCAUGCGGCUGUGUCAUGUUGAGGCCUACAGAGCUUAUGUUCGUGAGGAGCUUCUCACUCAUGGGAAAUUAGACAAAAGGAGCCUCGCAUGCGACCUUCCAUUCUGUACAGCAAGCUACAAGAAGCAAAUCCAGUGCUACUCUUGUUUAAGAUGGUGUCACCAUGCCUGCCUUGGCACCAGAGAAAAAGACUUUGUGGAGACGUGUAUUUAUUGUGCAUAGGACAGUCUUGUGAUUGAGUAGAAAGACGUUAGAGAAAAGAUUAUUU